GCAAGAGAAGAACUUGAAAGUGUGUGAAGGAAUCAGAAGCAAAUGAGAAGGGAGGAAAAUAAAAGAAAGUGGAGACUGCUGAAAAGACUCAACCGUGGUUGAUUUUUAUCCCGUGUGUGCUCCAGAUACAGUGUUUAUUUAGGUUUGGGUUUUGUUUUGGGGUGGGGUUUUUAGGGGCCCUUAUUUUUAAAGCCACAACAGCUCUCCCUUUCUCUACUAUCUAUAUAUCUCCAAACCCUUGCUGGCUCUUAUGGGCAUGAAACACUCUUCCCGCUGCCUGCUCCUAAGGAGGAAAAUGGCGGAGAACGCUGCCGAGAACACCGAGGUGAUGCCAGGGAGUUCUGUGGGCCUCAUGCUUGACACAUCUGGAUUAAAUGAUGUCUAAGGUCACUUCUCUAGAUCCUUGGAUCCUCUGAUUUUAAGACUUGCUCAAGGUCGUCAAGUCAGCAGUGCACCCUCCCAACCUCCUCAGCCUGUUGUGGUACCUAAGCCAGCACAGUGUGUUCACCAUGUAUCCACCCAGCCCAGUUGCCCUGGACGAGGAAAGAUGUCUAAACUUCUGAACCCAGAAGAGAUGACCUCAAGGGAUUACUACUUUGAUUCCUAUGCUCACUUUGGGAUUCAUGAGGAAAUGCUGAAGGAUGAGGUGCGCACGCUGACCUACAGAAACUCCAUGUACCACAAUAAGCAUGUGUUUAAGGACAAGGUGGUGUUGGAUGUUGGGAGUGGCACAGGCAUCCUUUCUAUGUUUGCUGCUAAAGCAGGGGCCAAGAAGGUGUAUGGGAUCGAAUGCUCCAGUAUUUCUGACUACUCAGAGAAAAUUAUCAAGGCCAACCACUUGGACAACAUCAUCACCAUAUUUAAGGGUAAAGUGGAGGAGGUGGAGUUGCCGGUGGAAAAGGUAGACAUCAUCAUCAGUGAGUGGAUGGGUUAUUGUCUUUUCUAUGAAUCAAUGCUUAACACAGUGAUCUUCGCCAGGGACAAGUGGCUGAAACCUGGAGGGCUUAUGUUUCCAGACCGGGCAGCUUUAUACAUGGUAGCAAUUGAAGACAGACAGUACAAGGACUUCAAAAUUCACUGGUGGGAGAACGUGUACGGCUUUGACAUGACCUGUAUCCGGGACGUCGCCAUGAGAGAACCCCUGGUGGACAUUGUGGACCCAAAGCAAGUGGUGACCAAUGCCUGUUUAAUAAAGGAGGUAGACAUUUACACUGUGAAGACCGAAGAGCUCUCAUUCACAUCCGCAUUCUGCCUCCAGAUUCAGCGCAAUGACUACAUCCAUGCCCUGGUCACCUAUUUUAAUAUCGAAUUUACCAAGUGCCACAAGAAAAUGGGAUUUUCCACAGCCCCUGAUGCUCCGUACACCCACUGGAAGCAGACAGUUUUCUACUUAGAAGAUUAUCUCACUGUCCGGAGGGGCGAGGAGAUCUACGGGACCAUUUCCAUGAAACCAAAUGCAAAAAAUGUGCGGGACCUUGAUUUCACAGUGGACUUGGACUUUAAGGGACAGCUGUGUGAAACAUCUGUAUCUAAUGACUACAAAAUGCGUUAGCACACAAAGGAAUUUGCAGAAAGCAAAAAAAAUAAAAAUAAAAAAGAAGCACUGUCUCAUCUCGAUCUGCUGCAUUUGCCCACCAAGGAAAACUGUUUGCAGGACUACACACGUGUACCUCAGUGUGUUAACUCAGCCCAGAAGUUUGGUCACCUCAAGAGGUUCCUGGCAGGCCUUGAUCUAGGUUGGAGAUUCAAAAGAACCCCCAGCUCAGCUCUGAAAGUCCAACCUAAAGGCCACACAGGCAAAGAGGCUCUGGUGCUCCAGCAACCCCCCCCCCCCCCAAGGAUGGAAAAGGACACAUGCAUACCAAUUGUAUUCUUUAACUGUGAAUCUCUGGAUCUUCCAAGUUUUGCAUGCUGCAGGCAAUUAGGGCAGACUGUUUACAUUAAAACGCAGAGACAUAGUGUCUUUGAUAGCUUAACCAAGAUUAUCUGUCUAUCUGUGGUGUGUGUGUGUGUGCGUGUGUGUGCAACAUAUAUAUUAAUUUAUAUAUCCACAUAUGCCUGUAUAUGCAUGCAUAUACAAUCAAGUGGGUAUACUUAGACAUUAAUGGAGAGUGGUAUGUAAGUAUGUAUAUAUGUGCAUAUAUAGACAUAUAUAUGUAUUUAUAUAUAGCUCACUUGGAGGGGGUUCUGUUGCUUUUGAAUAAGGAAUUUGUUUUGUGGUUAGUUUCUCCCCUUUAAACAGAUGUUAAGCAGCCAGUGAAAGUUACCUGUACCGUCACUGGUUUUCCUUUAACCAGACCUGUCUCCUAGUGCCUAGCAUAGUACCACAUGUCUAGAGGGCACUGAAUAAAAAUGGAUGAAAGUGAGAUGGACUGAAGUAAAGUGCAUCGUUUGUUCAUAAUGUCUCAGCCCUUAGGUUUUUAAGAGAGGAGCCACCUAAAGAAUCUUGAGAUUUAAAGGGCAAUAGAAAAUUAGCUGUUUAAUCUUGAUUGGUUAUUGUCCUUCAUUCUCAAAGAGGACCAAAAUGGCAUCACUAUGUGUUGGAGUCAUGUUAUAAUAUGUCUGACUGUGGCUAAUCUACCACAGGUCAGGCACAAAAAAACCCAUGUGAACAUUUGGAGUGGAUUUUCUAACUUUGUGCAUUUCAUGUUUAUUU
This is a messenger RNA of Dromiciops gliroides (monito del monte), 2656 nucleotides long. It is a transcript of the gene PRMT8, whose product is annotated as protein arginine methyltransferase 8. NCBI's taxonomy places the organism in Eukaryota, Metazoa, Chordata, Mammalia, Microbiotheria, Microbiotheriidae. The transcript has 11 exons. The record is from RefSeq and is a predicted model, not a curated record. Bases 548 to 1552 code for a protein of 334 amino acids. Gene Ontology annotation, cellular component: plasma membrane. Gene Ontology annotation, biological process: peptidyl-arginine methylation. Gene Ontology annotation, molecular function: protein-arginine N-methyltransferase activity.